Molecule: messenger RNA, 1600 nt
Organism: Spirodela intermedia
Lineage: Eukaryota; Viridiplantae; Streptophyta; Magnoliopsida; Alismatales; Araceae
Source: the annotation of a GenBank genome assembly
AUGGCUUCCCUCUCUGGAAUCCUCCAUCGCCCAUUAUCAGCAGCAACUGCUGUUGUUGUAGCUGCUGUGUCCUCGGAUCUCUCUGACAUAUUCUCCCACCCGAAGUCCACAGACUCGGCCUUCUUUCACCCACUGCCCAAGGAGUCGAGUUCUGGUUCUGCAGAGAGCUUGGAUUCGUCGUGGGUUCCCCGUAUCUCCUUCUCUAACCUCUCGUUCAUGUCCAGUACUCAGAAUCCAGUUCGUGAAUUUACAGAUCCCCCGUCAAGUCUGAGCUCAGUUGUCAGACCCAAGUCUCUUUUCACCUCAUCUUCCUGGCCAUCUGCUUCUCCCCACCCUCUUCCUAACCUUCAUCAAUACACCAAUUUAUCCAGGACACAGGCCAUCAGAAUCAUCUCCACGAACCCUUCUUCUCCUUCUUCUUCUUCCUCGGAGGAAGUCUCCUACCGCUGGCACCUCCCAGACCCUGGUAAUCAAGGAGAAUCCGGACGUCUCGAUUGCCCCACAAUCCGAUCGCAGACGGUGGUCGUUCUGCUGGGUUGGUUGGGGGCCAAGCAAAAGCAUCUCAAGAAAUAUGCAGAUUGGUACACUUCGAGGGGGUUCCAUGUGGUCACCUUCACCCUUCCAAUGGCGGAUAUCCUGAGCUACAAGGUCGGGGAGAAAGCUGAACGAGAUAUUGCCAUGCUUGCGAGGCAUCUCACUGAUUGUGUGGGGGAGGAUCAUGGGAAGAACCUGAUCUUUCACACGUUUAGCAAUACGGGCUGGAUGAUGUGAGAACUGCCUGCAGUUUCCCCUUAGCUCCUGAGAAUUCUGAUUUAAGUGUUCCGAGAUCAGGGUGCCCCUGGUUUUUGUUGCAGGUAUGGGGUCAUCCUCGAGAAUUUUCAGAAACAGGAUCCCUCGUUGAUGGAGAAGAUCAAGUGUUGCGUCGUGGAUUCGGCCCCCGUUGCGGCUCCCGAUCCUCAGGUAAACCUCGAUCAUCCGCUUGAGAAUCUUCUCAUUCGAUCGCCUCCUCUCAGGUCCUUCAUCUCCCCUCAGGUCUGGGCCUCCGGUUUCUCCGCUGCGAUCUUGAAGAAGCAGAGCUCCUCCUCGAAAGCCACGGCGGCGCCCGGGAAGAGCGGCUCAUCGCCGGAGCCGUCCGUCGACGAUCCUCCGUUCCUGGCCGAAGUCGUUCUGCUGGAGAUCUUGGAGAGGGUCUUCAAGGUCGUUCUGAAUCUUCCUCCCGUGAACAGGUAAACAGGCCUCCGAUGACCUUCUUCCGAUCGAAUUCUUCGUAUUUUUUUUGAAGGGUGGGGGGAAAUCUCAAGAAAAUAAUCGAUCUUGUUCUUGGAUCAGGAGGCUGGCCGACGUGUUCGAGGUGCUGUCGUCGAGGCAGCCGAGAUGCCCGCAGCUGUACGUGUACAGCUCCUCAGACAGGGUCAUCCCAGCGAGUUCGGUGGAGUCGUUUAUGGAGGCGCAGAAGAAGGCCGGACACGAGGUGAGGGCCCACAACUUCGUCUCCUCCCCCCACGUUGACCACUUCAGGACCCACCCUUCUCUCUACACCUCUCACCUCACCGCCUUCCUCGAUGACUGUGUCCUCACCUCUGCCGUACCGUCUUCAUAA